AUGGACUUCAGCUUCGAAAAGAAACCAAGCAAUCAAGUCUCCUUCCAGAAACUCAAAUCCGCAUUCAAGGACUUCGAAGACAGGUUCUCCGGCCACGGUAAAGAGUACUUUGCAAUCAAACGCAGGAAGGGGCUGUACAUACAAGCAGACGAAGGACGUUACCCACACCAGUUCACGAUCUUGCGUGAGUUCAGUGAACCGCCGCAAAUCCAAGUUCUCUGGGACUCUGCAUGGGAAGAAGAGAAGGUAGACCUCCACAGGAUAGAGCUUCAAUCAUGGCAGUUUGGGAUCAAAGUCCACGGCCUCUUAAUCUUCGGAAACGAGCUCAAAGAGGAACUGACGAUCUUGAUCAGAAAGGGCGAUGGUGAGGGCACACGACUACGCGUUUCGCCUAUGGAAGAGGGGGACAAGUAUUGUGAGAUUAUGGACUAUGUGAGAGACUCUAACAAGAAGCCCAACGACUUGCGGAAGCAUAAACGGGUUCUACCAAGACGAUUUCUUGGAUUGGGAGAUGAGGACGAUACAGAUGCUUUGAUUAAGCUCAAAGAUGCCAUCAAAGACUUCGAGACCACGACAAGCCAGGACUCAGAGAUGUACUACACCACCCGAUGGCCUGGGGUUUACAUCGCAGAAAAUUUCGCAAGCAUUCCCGGCCAUAUCUCGAUAGUCUUGAACCACACAGACGCUGCUUAUCGCGCGGGGGGCUUCAGCUACUUGUGGGACUCUACCUGGGGAAUAUCUCGCACACUUUCCGGUCGGACCGUGAACAUGGCAGACAGGGCCGGCAGCCGCGUACAUUGUGUGCUCCUAGUCGAAGCAGAACUGCCAGAUGUCACUGAGAUCCUGUACAAGUCGGCCGAUGGUCCUGGAGUUCGGACCCAAGUAAGCCCAUUCACCGAGCGAGAUCAAGGCCUCAUGGAUCACGUAGCGUCGAGGGAACACACUCAGCGUCAAGGGCCCCAAGACCUGGAUGAUCCUGGAGAAGGCAUGGAACCAUCGUCGCGAGCAACCCGUAGCGAGGCCAGUGGAGAUGCUGCCGACGCUGAAGGCAUGAAUGAACCUACAGGAAAGGCCGGGGUGACGAUGAAGAUGCCCGCACACGCAGCCCAAAGCGAGAGCGAGAGUGACGAUGAAGACCGUGCGACAUUCCUCUGUUGCCGCCGAGAUGGAUCAGGAACGUACUACCUCAUUGUAGACGACACCAAAGUCUACCACAAACGACUGAGGCCGGCGGCAGGAGUAGGUUUCGACGACGAAGCUUUCACCCGCAUGCAUGAAGAGGGACCGCAGGAGCCAUACCAGCCGUUCGAGUUGAGCAGGAAUUCAAGCAUUGAGAUCUCGCCGUUCCCCAAGGGCUACACCAUUCGCUUCAUCGCAUGCGGGCUGAGUUCAAAGAGAAAGCAGCAGAACUCAACAGAUCGCUUGACUGUAGAUGACGUCUCCUUCCACGUUAUUUACCCGGAGUCGAAUGAUCUGCCGCAUCGAGACUAUGUGAUGGAUGUCGAUGGCACGGUGGAAGGGAAGACCUACCCACAGUGGCACCACGGGAUUGCUCAGCACAACGAGGACGCGUGGGACGAAUUUAUUGCUCAGUUGAAGGCGCUGGUGACGGAUGCUGGUGGCGCAUGGCUCGAUAUGAGAUCUUGA
Alternaria incomplexa is the source of this 1647-nucleotide messenger RNA. RefSeq lists its product as uncharacterized. The transcript has 5 exons. The record is from RefSeq and is a predicted model, not a curated record. Bases 1 to 1647 code for a protein of 548 amino acids. Lineage: Eukaryota; Fungi; Ascomycota; Dothideomycetes; Pleosporales; Pleosporaceae.